AUGGUUCUCUUGGGUGGGCUGGAAGUUGUGGCAGCUGGCUAUCUGCUCAAUGAAUUCAACAAGGACAAGAUUGAAGCACGUGAAAGAAGGAAGAAGAGGAGGGACGACGACCGACCUUACUCGAGACCACCUCGCGUUGAUAGCCAGCAAUCGAACUACCUGCAACCACCACAGAAGCCGCCUCGUCCAUCAAGUGCGCCACCUAAUGACCCAAGACCCGAAGCAUGGCAGCAACAUCAACCACCACCACCACUGAGUCAGCAAUAUGCCCACCCUCCAUUGCAGAUCCCUCAGCAUCAAGCAUACCAACAGCCACCUCAGCACUCACACUUAGUACUUCCAGCUCAUCAGCAGAGUUUCAUCCAGCCACCUUCGAACAAUCCUUAUAUCCAGGCUCUGCAUAACGAUCACACCUUUCCGAACCAGCCAGCACCCUGGCAAAUUACAUCGAACCAACACGCAAAUCAGAGACCACCUAUAGGUCCAGGACAGAUGCAAAGACCUAAUACGUUUCAUACUUCUCCGCAACCGCAGCCACAAGGACCAGUACCGAGUCCUGCGAAUUUCGCGCAGGCCCAUACCUUCCCUGUUCACCAGAUGGCUCAACCCCCUGUUCCAGCAGGAGGGUUCACCUACAUAGACACAAAGACUGGCAGAGUUUCGCAUAACCUAUAUCCUCCUGAUCACCCUAUGGCUCGUGGUGAUCCUCAUGGUGGCAGAGACAUGACACGAGAGAUUGGUCCGGCGGAACGAACCAGGGAUCAUCGAUAG
This is a messenger RNA of Lithohypha guttulata, 771 nucleotides long. RefSeq lists its product as uncharacterized. NCBI's taxonomy places the organism in Eukaryota, Fungi, Ascomycota, Eurotiomycetes, Chaetothyriales, Trichomeriaceae. The coding region runs from base 1 to 771 and encodes 256 amino acids. The record is from RefSeq and is a predicted model, not a curated record. The transcript has a single exon.